UUCGCAGAUACAUUGGUCAGUCAGAAUUUUUGGGUUCCAGUGGAUAGUACUCUGGAUCUCGCAAUCAUAUUGUGAAAGUUGUCUUUGGCGCAUAGUGUAUAGUUGAAGUUAUAGGCGAAAUGGCUAAACCAGAUAUUGAAAUUAAGUACAAACAAAUUUUCAUUAAUAAUGAAUUCGUUCCUGCCAAAUCAGGGAAGACAUUCCCAGUCAUAAACCCAGCAAACAAGCAAAUCAUUGCUGAAGUUGCUGAAGGAGAUAAGGCUGAUAUAGAUGCAGCAGUAGCAGCGGCAAAGAAAGCUUUUGCAAGGAACUCAGAAUGGCGUAAGAUGGAUCCAUCUGGUCGUUCUAAACUCAUUUACAAGUUAGCAGAUUUAAUAGAACGUGAUCAGGAAAUCUUAGGGAUAUUGGAAUGCCUGGAAGUUGGGAAACCCAUCGGAAGUUCGAAACAAGAAGUUAUUUUUGCAGCUUAUUCAUUACGUCAUUAUGGUGAAUGGUGUGACAAAUAUUUUGGAGAAACAUUUCAGGCGCCUGGCAAUAUGGUGUCGAUGACAAGGAAGGAACCAGUUGGAGUUGUUGGCCAAAUUAUUCCUUGGAAUGGUCCUCUUGCAAUGUUAGCAUGGAAAUGGGGUCCGGCUUUGGCUGCAGGUUGUACUAUUGUUUUGAAACCAGCUGAAUCAACACCUCUUGGUGCAUUGCACGUCGCUUCAUUGGUGAAAGAAGCAGGUUUUCCACCAGGUGUUAUUAACGUGGUUCCAGGAUAUGGCCACACGGCAGGCGCGGCUAUUUCAAGCCACAUGGAUGUCAAUAAAGUUGCUUUCACUGGAUCCGUUGGUGUGGGUAAAAAAAUUAUGGAAGCUGCAGCUGCUUCUAAUCUGAAAAGGGUUACUUUGGAACUUGGCGGCAAAAGUCCUUUAAUUGUAUGCGAGGACUUUGACGUGAAUACGGCAGCGGUAAUGUGUCACAAUUUUAUUUGCGCCAAUUCUGGACAAAUCUGCGUUGCCCCGAGUCGCGUAUUCGUGCAUGAAAGUAUUCAUGACGCGUUUGUAGCCAAGCUAGUUGCCCAAGCCAAAGCCCGAAAAGUUGGCGAUCCUUUUGAACCUGAAGUACAGCAGGGACCACAAGUAAACGAAGCCAUGUACAAGAGGGUGUUGGGUUACAUUGAGGCUGGAAAGAAAGAAGGUGCGAAGUUGGAGGUUGGUGGUAAUCCGAUUGGCGACAAAGGAUAUUUCAUCGAACCAACUGUUUUCACAAAUGUGACUGAUGAUAUGAAAAUCGCUAAGGAAGAGAUUUUUGGUCCUGUCCAAUGCGUUUUCAAGUUCAAGACAAUGGAGGAGGUUAUCGAGCGCGCUAACAAUACAACAUAUGGAUUGGCAGCUGGAAUAUUGACAAAGGAUAUUAACAAAGCGAUGAAUUUCGCUAACGCCAUAGAGGCUGGAUCAGUUUGGGUUAACUGUUAUAUGGCUUUUAACCUUUCAGCUCCAUUCGGAGGAUAUAAGCAAUCAGGCAUUGGUAGGGAAAAUGGUAGAUAUGGUCUGGAAAAUUAUUUGGAAACAAAAACUAUCACAAUGAAUAUAAACCCAGUCAACUAAAUUCCUUUAUUGAAGUGGAUUAUUAAAAUUUCCAGGCAAGUUUGCAAAAUAUCAUAUUGAAGUUGGAAAUGUGUAAAGGAGAUUUUUUCGAAUAUAUAAGAAUGUAAAUAAUAAUUUGAAUAAACACUUUUUCAUAAGAAUAGUCGUGAAAAAUACAAUA
This is a messenger RNA of Hermetia illucens (black soldier fly), 1749 nucleotides long. RefSeq names its product retinal dehydrogenase 1-like. Bases 120 to 1589 code for a protein of 489 amino acids. The transcript is spliced from 7 exons. NCBI's taxonomy places the organism in Eukaryota, Metazoa, Arthropoda, Insecta, Diptera, Stratiomyidae. The record is from RefSeq and is a predicted model, not a curated record. Gene Ontology annotation, molecular function: aldehyde dehydrogenase (NAD+) activity.